Drosophila eugracilis is the source of this 1385-nucleotide messenger RNA. It is a transcript of the gene mus81, whose product is annotated as crossover junction endonuclease MUS81. The record is from RefSeq and is a predicted model, not a curated record. Gene Ontology annotation, molecular function: crossover junction DNA endonuclease activity; 3'-flap endonuclease activity; DNA binding. Gene Ontology annotation, biological process: mitotic intra-S DNA damage checkpoint signaling; resolution of meiotic recombination intermediates; double-strand break repair via break-induced replication. Lineage: Eukaryota; Metazoa; Arthropoda; Insecta; Diptera; Drosophilidae. Gene Ontology annotation, cellular component: Holliday junction resolvase complex; nucleus. Bases 105 to 1385 code for a protein of 426 amino acids. The transcript has a single exon.
UAAGCUAUUAACAAAAAAGCGCGCGAAAUUAGCGCGUCAUUUCACUUUUGGCCAAUUCUUUUUUUUAAAGUGCGCAUAUAAUGCAUGAUAAAAGUGAUUAAAUUAUGGAGACUCGAUUGGAAGUGCGUCUGCGGGAGCCGAAUCCAUUGUUCACAAGAUGGCUGGAACGUUGGCUGCGGGAAGCGGAGCGGCGUCACCUCAAGUCCCAGUUUAAUCUUCGCCAGGCUCUUGAAUCGCUGAAAUCCUAUCCAUUGCCGUUGUCCAGUGGACGGGACUGCUCUAUCCUACGCGGAUUCGGUGGCACUCUGUGCCAGUUGAUCGACGAGGAGUUGCGUCAGUACCGGCGCCUCCAAUUGGCACCACAAGAGGCGGGUGUUACCGAGCACUACGAGCAGCAGGUUCAGGAGGUCGUCCGGCAGGUGCAGGAAAAGCAACUUGAGCACCAAAAACGACAGACCAAGAAGGACAGACCCAGGAAACUCACCAAAAAGGCUAUAUCGGAAAUGGCAGCGGUUGAGGAGCGGGAGCGUGUGGUGGAAAUGGAACCAGGUGCCUUCCAGUUGAUCCUUUUGGUAGACACCCAGGAAACCAGUGGCAAAAACAAAAGGGUUCUGGACCAAACGGGAAGCUAUCUGGAGUCCUUGGGCGUACGUUAUGAAGUGCGCCGCCUCACCGUCGGCGACUUCCUUUGGGUGGCCCAGGAUAAACAGGGCAAUGAGCUGGUGUUACCCUAUAUAAUAGAGCGCAAGAGGAUGGAUGACUUAGCUUCAAGCAUACGUGAUGGUCGCUUCCACGAACAGAAGCACCGGCUCCAGCAGAGUGGCCUGAAGAAGAUCAUCUACUUGGUGGAGGACUAUGGAGACAAUGAGCAACUGGGACUGCCACUGGAGUCCCUGCAGCAAGCUCUGGCCAAUGCCAAAGUUCAAAGUGGCGUCCAGGUGGUGCGCACAGAGAAUCACUACCGCUCCAUGAGCUAUUUGGCUGGGAUGAGUCGCUCCCUGGAUCAGAUCUUCAGCAGCAAACGGCUGCACAGUGUGGAUCGCGAGGCGCUCGACAAGUCCUGUUGCCUACUGACGGAUUCCAAGCUGGGAUUGCUCAAGUUUCGUGCCCUCUAUGAAGAUUCCGCCAAGAACGCCCAGCUUACAGUUCGGGAAGUGUUUGUGCAACAGUUGCUGCAGCUGCAUUCCCUCUCCCUCGAGCGAGCCAUGGCUAUUGUGGAGCGAUAUCCAACACCUCGCUGCCUGCUAGAGGCCUACGAGAAUUGUGCGGAGCCAAAGGAGGCCAGGCUACUUCUCGGUAGCAUUCGCUGUGGACCUCUGGAGCGACCGCUGGGCGACAAGAUCAGCCAGUGCCUGCACGAGUUCUACACGACGCACUUUCGUUAG